This is a messenger RNA of Perkinsus marinus ATCC 50983, 396 nucleotides long. RefSeq lists its product as hypothetical. Bases 1 to 396 code for a protein of 131 amino acids. The record is from RefSeq and is a predicted model, not a curated record. The transcript has 4 exons. Gene Ontology annotation, cellular component: mitochondrion. Lineage: Eukaryota; Perkinsozoa; Perkinsida; Perkinsidae.
AUGUUGGUGGACAUUCUGGACUUUGAAAGCUCCAUCGUGCCCGAGCUGUUCGAGUCGUGUCGACAGAAGAACCUCCAAGUGAUGUUCGUUAUUAAUAAGAUAGAUGGCAUCCCCUUCUACGAGAAGAAGAAACAUCAGAUUCGUCAGUGGGCCACCCGAAUGAGUCGUCAGAUCAAGAACGCUCAGUGGUCGGAUGUGGUUCUCGUAUCUUCACUCAACGGUACGGGCUUUGCAGAAUUGGAAGACCGGAUGCGACAGUACCUCUCAGCCGAUAAGCCCAGGUGGAUAUACAUCGUGGGAAGAGUGAACACGGGCAAGAGCACAUUUGUUAACCGCUGGCUACGCCAUAUCGGUUACACCCAUCUUGGGACCGUCAACUACAAGCGUGGCACGUGA